AUGAGCACUGCAGGUAACGUAGAAGACCUCAUGAAUGGUGAUCUCCCUUCGUCUGUCCCAAUAUCUGCCCAGCCGUUAUUGAGGCCGCUAUGCGAAAAGACACGUCUCCCAUGUAAAUCCUCUUGGUUGGUUGCUGGCUUGGGUGGAAUAAUUGGACGUGGUGAUCUUUCUCGGCCCGAAUCAGUGUCACGUUCAAAAGGCUUAGGGAAGCCCGAUCUUAGAUCUGGACUGAAUAUGUCAGAGUCCUCCUCUGUAUGCCAUCUACGAGGGUUUUGGUUACCAGAAAGACGGCUUGAAUCAUAA
Protopolystoma xenopodis is the source of this 303-nucleotide messenger RNA. The record is from the annotation of a GenBank genome assembly. NCBI's taxonomy places the organism in Eukaryota, Metazoa, Platyhelminthes, Monogenea, Polystomatidea, Polystomatidae.